AGUCGUACAUAUCGGAGCUCUCAUAUCUAUUCCGAUAAUAAUAGACAUUAAUUUUAUUUUUCAACGUUUUAACCCUUAAAACUUCUCAAAAGCAAUUUGAAAAAAAAAGAACAAUUAUUAAAAAUUCGAUAGAUAACAAACAUCAACAAUUUUCCUUAGAAGAAAAAUUUUAGCCUAAACAUGUCUGAAAAACAAUACAACGAAGGAUCUUCGAUCGAAGAUUCUGCUGGAAGUGAGAAAUUUCCUAAGACAGUUCAAGAAAUUGACUCCCAAUUGCCUGCUUCAGAACAAGUGGCUGAACUUGCAACCAAGUAUGGUAUAAAUCAUAAAAAAUUAAUGUUUAAAAUCGAUCUUUGUGUGAUUCCACCAUUUUGUCUCUUAUAUUUCCUUGCAUUUUUAGAUAGAGUCAAUAUCUCAAAUGCUGCAGUUUACGGUUUAUCUGCUGAUUUGAAACUUACUGGUACUCAAUAUAAUACUGCAUUGACUUUAUUUUUCGUUCCAUAUGUGUUCUUUGAAGUAUUUUCCAAUUAUGCUUUGAAAUUAGUUGCUCCUCACAGAUGGUUAUCUGGCUGUAUUUUGGCAUUCGGUGCGGUGAGUAUUGGUAUGGGUUUUGUUCAAAACUUUGGUGCACUUGCCGCAUGUAGAUUCCUUUUAGGUGUCUUUGAAAGUGGUUCAUUCCCUGCACUUUUCUAUAUCUUGUCAAACUUUUAUGAGAAGACUGAAGCUCAAAAGAGAUUUUCUGGAUUCUUUUCUGUUACAUGUCUUGCUGGUGCUGCUGGUGGUGCUAUCGCAUAUAGAAUCAAUGAUUUGGAUGGUAAGCAUGGUUUAGAAUCAUGGAGAUGGAUUUUCAUCAUUGAUGGUAUAAUUACUGUUGCGGGUGCAUUAGUACUUUAUUUUACAAUUGCUGAUUUCCCUGAAGAAGCUAGAUUUUUGAACGCUAAUGAAAGAGCCUUCCUUAAGGAAAAACUUGCCAUCCAUUCCGGUACAGAAUCUGGUUUCGAAAUUAAAAUUAACUAUAAGGAUACUGCUAGAUGUUUUAAAGAUUACUUAAUUUGGUUACCAGCAUUAGCAUACUUUGGUUUGAUUAUUCCAUCAUAUGGUUAUGCAUACUUUGCAGCCAUUAUUAUCAAACAAAUGGGUUAUACAGAUGUUAGUGCUCAAGCUCACUCCGUUUAUCCCUGGUUGGCUGCAUUUGGUGUUGGUAACAUUGUAUCCUUUAUCUCAGAUAGAUUCAAAAUGAGAUUACCAUUCGCACUUGGAAUGUCAUGUAUGGCAAUUGCUGGUUUGGCAAUGGUUUUGGCUUCUAAAGUUUCUACCACAAGAUACGCAGGAUGUUUCCUCACAGCUACUGGGUUAUACACUGCUAUGCCAUUGUUGGUAUGUUGGACAUCAUUGAACUUUGGUGGUCAUGUUAGAAAAUCCGUUGGAACUGCUUGGCAAAUUGGUUUUGGUAACAUUGGAGGUAUUAUUGCAACAUUUGUAUUCUUGGCUAAGGAUGCUCCAAUUUACAAGCCAGGUUUAAGUGUCUGUCUUGCGUUUGUCUGUUUCUCGAUGCUUAUGAUGGUUACCUACUUCUUUUCCGUCUAUAGACUUAAUAAGGUGAAGAAAUCUGAAUCAUAUGUGCAAGAGUGGGAACAAUUGACUGAACGUGAACAAAUUCUUGCAGGUGACAAGAAUCCAAAGUUUACCUACUUGUAUUAAUCUUUAUAUAAUGAUCUUGAAUGAACAAAC
[Candida] anglica is the source of this 1731-nucleotide messenger RNA. Lineage: Eukaryota; Fungi; Ascomycota; Pichiomycetes; Serinales; Debaryomycetaceae. The record is from the annotation of a GenBank genome assembly.